AUGUGGAGUCGUUACCCGACUACUUCCACAACGACCACAUUUCUUCGAGAAUGCUUCGCAAGAUUUGGAAUUCCUACAGUCAUUGUGUCGGACAAUGGAAGCCAGUUCACCAGUGCUGAAUUCCGUGAUUUCUGCGAAGAAUUUGGGAUCGUCCAUUUCCGUACAGCUCCGUAUCAUCCACAAUCAAACGGGCAAGCGGAGAGGUUUGUGGACACCUUGAAGAGAUCGCUGAAGAAAAUUGUCGACGGAGGAGAGAAGUCAACCCUUACUGCGCUUCAAACGUUCCUGUACGUCUACAGAUCCACUCCAUCAGCGGUUCUGAGUGGACAAUCUCCAGCCGAGGUAAUGCUUGGACGCAAGAUGAGGACAACUUUGGACCUGUUACGACCGUCACCCAAACCAGAAUUUCACCCGCAACAUCAACCAGUCAAGCGAAGUUUCCUAGCUGGUGCUCGAGUUUAUGCCAAAGUCUACUCUGCAAACGAUAAGUGGAAGUGGAUGCCCGGUGUUGUGCUCGAAGCUAUUGGCAACGUCAACUACAACAUAUUAUUGGACUGCCAAGUUGGUCGACGCAAAGUGCUACGUUCGCACAUUGAUCAACUCCGAACGGGAAUGGAAGAAGUUGCUCCUGCACCAGCACCAUUAUCUAUCUUGAUUGACGACUUUGGACUUACUCCAGCUGAACCAACACCUCAGCUGGACAGAACCCAAUCUUCGAUCCAGAACGAUCAACCAACACCUAAUGAAGUCCUGAACUUGGAUCAACCAACAUCUGAUGAGGAGCACGUUGAGUCAGCCGAGGUUCUUGAUCUUCAAGAUACGUUGUCGAGUGAAGGAGAUGAAACUCUACUGUCAAUGGAUGUUCCCCAGCCGAUUCUGACAUCGACACCUUUGCAACGUCCCGUGCGAUCAACCCGGCCACCAAUCAAGUUUCAAGAUUAUCACUGCUACCAAAUUAGAGGGGGAGAUGCUACCUUGGCUACCAUGACUGUUGAUAGAUCACAGUAG
Messenger RNA from Toxorhynchites rutilus septentrionalis, 1008 nucleotides. RefSeq lists its product as uncharacterized. Gene Ontology annotation, molecular function: nucleic acid binding. The record is from RefSeq and is a predicted model, not a curated record. NCBI's taxonomy places the organism in Eukaryota, Metazoa, Arthropoda, Insecta, Diptera, Culicidae. Bases 1 to 1008 code for a protein of 335 amino acids. The transcript has a single exon. Gene Ontology annotation, biological process: DNA integration.